Molecule: messenger RNA, 2008 nt
Organism: Drosophila pseudoobscura
Lineage: Eukaryota; Metazoa; Arthropoda; Insecta; Diptera; Drosophilidae
Gene: Shawn
Product: shawn
Exons: 4
Coding region: 429-1727 (432 amino acids)
Biological process (GO): mitochondrial transmembrane transport
Cellular component (GO): mitochondrion
Source: RefSeq, a predicted model, not a curated record
GUUCUUAUGUCGAAUGGUGAGGCUCAAGCGUAGCUUGAAGGUUUUUAGGUGAAGUUUCAUACAAAAGUAGGAUCAAUUAUACCAAAGUUGUCCCGGCGGCAAUGUUUUAUCAGUUAAAAACGUACCCAAGCUUUUUUAAAAAAGGAAAAAUAGUAUCGAUUGUGCCAAUCGAUAGUCCGGUCACAUGGCAACAGCUGUUCGGCAUCAUCACCAUGGGAAUGUGCGGAAUCGAAAUGAAUCAAAUCGGUUGGACAAGAUAUUUUAUUUUGGACCUGGAAGCUAUUUCACAAUGAUUAAGAGGCUUGCCUGAUUGCCGGUUUUGUACAUUAGAUGACAAUAGCAACGCGACAACGUGCGCAAACACACAACUUCACAUAUAAUCAGCUUACAGAAGAACAGAACUCAUUGACUCGCGUACAAUAAAAACCAUGCCCAUGAGGGAAUCGAGUGGGGUUUUUGCGUCCGCGGCAGGCUUAUGUGGAGUGCUACCGGCGCAAACCCAUUCGAAGGCCAAAAUGACGGAUCCCAGAUUUCGCAUACGACCCCUUCAGCAAGUAGCAUCGGCCUGCACUGGCGCCAUGGUCACCGCCUGCUUUAUGACGCCCUUGGAUGUGAUCAAGACACGCUUGCAGGCUCAACAGUCGGCCCUGCUUUCGAAUAAAUGCUUCCUAUAUUGCAACGGCCUCAUGGAUCACAUCUGUCCAUGCGGUCCUGGCACGCCAAGCCCGACACUGUCCAAGCCUGCUCCGCACUUUUCUGGCACCAUUGACGCGUUCAUUAAGAUAAGUCGCGCAGAGGGUAUUGGUUCGCUAUGGUCUGGACUCAGUCCUACGCUCAUCUCGGCCUUGCCCUCGACCAUCAUCUACUUUGUGGCCUACGAACAGUUGAAAGCUCGCUUUACCGACAUCCAUUACAAAUACUUGCUGAACCUGGACCCAGUUCAAGACUCAUCCGAUGUCCGUGACAUUCCAAUGCUUGUUCCCUUGCUGGCUGGCGUGACAGCUCGCAUUCUGGCCGUGACCUGCGUCAGUCCUGUAGAAUUGAUACGCACCAAAAUGCAGUCUCAGAAGAUGACGCACGCCGAAAUGUUUGGCACUAUCCGCCAGGUUGUACAGUCGCAGGGACUUCUUGGGCUGUGGCGUGGACUGCCGCCGACAAUACUACGGGACGUCCCAUUUUCGGGCAUCUACUGGACCUGCUAUGAGUACCUUAAAAGCAUCUUUAAUGUGGUCGAACCAACGUUUGGCUUCAGCUUCACAGCGGGGGCAAUAUCGGGAUCGGUCGCUGCCAUGGUUACCACUCCGUUUGAUGUGAUCAAAACCCACGAACAAAUCGAGUUUGGCGAGAAGUUUAUAUUCUCAGGUAAACCUAUUGCUAUCUCGGGCGCUGCAACAAGUUCCACACGCAUUGACAAUGGUUCGGUUUGCAUUACGGCAGAUAAUCCACCCAAAAGCGUGGCCACAAAGUCGGUGAUGGCUCGCCUGUCUAGCAUUUAUCGCCUGGGCGGUGUACGCGGCAUUUUCGCUGGACUUGGACCGCGUCUCUUCAAGGUGGCGCCCGCCUGCGCAAUCAUGAUUUCAUCCUUCGAGUACGGCAAGUCCUUCUUCUACCACUACAACGUCGACCAACACAAUGAGGCGCUUCUCGCGAUACCACACAAUCGGAGGACAACGUCAGCCGCCCAUGGCUCGGACUCGGCCCCCGGGAAGUGCGACAAGUUCAACUAGCGUCGCUGCCAUACCCCACUCCUUCUAAAUGUAUAUAAAUGUGUAAAUUAUGCCAAAGAUGCAACCGAGUCGCUGGAUUGCAGCUAUCUGCUGGGGUUAUUCGAACCCUAACGCGUUGGUAAAUUGUAUAGUGAAGCAAAAUUUUUGUUAUUUUCUUUUUGAACUAUGCAUAAACCCCGGAAGCAUUGUCCCCACGAAAUAAGAGGCAACACACCUUACGCUUUCUGCUGGAAGCUUUAUGGGCGGGUGCCAUAGUCCCCAUAAAUAAAGAAGGCGCCAUU